AUGGGGGACGCAUCAGGCCCUCUCAACCAUCGGCAGAUGCAACAGCAGCAACUGAUGCAGCUGGGACAGCAGGAUGCAGAGCAGCAGCAUGCGGAGCGGGAGCAUUUGCAGCAACGGCAUGUUCAACACGAGCAGCUGCAACGGUGCCAAGUACGGCGCCGGCAACAGCAGCAGUUGCGACAGCGGGAGCAGCAGCAGCUGCAGGUGUUGCAGAACCAGCUGGUGUUGCAGCAACAGCAUCUCCAACAGCGACAUCAACACUUGCAGCUGGAGCAGAGCCCGAGGUGGUGGAGACGUAGACGGCGGGAGAGGCCACAGCAGCAGCAGCCGGCGGGCGUGACAGCACUGCAUGACAGGGAACAGAGGACCGUCCGCUUGCGUCUAUCCGCACAGUCUCCGAAUCGUUUGCUCCGACGUGAGCGCCUCAGUUCCCUUCCAAUGGAUGGCGCGCCCUACAACACAGCGGGGGAGGAGGAAGAAGGAAGUGAAGAGGACCAAGACCUCGAAGGGGAAGAUAAAAACGUAGUUGAGGGAGGACGCCGAGAAGGUCAAGUGGAAGGAGAGUCAUAUGGCGGCGGGCAGGAGGAAGAGGAAGGAAGAGGUGAGGGAGGUGCUGUAAGGAAUGACACUGUGGCCGUUUUAGGGACAUAUACAGCGGCAACAGCAAGUACAACAGCAGCAGCGAAUGCAGGUGAAGCAGCAGUUAGAGAUGUAACGGCAGACGGAGCUGAGGCAACAGACACGUACGCAGGUACAAAUACAGCUUCAGCACCAGUCACCGCCGCAGCACCAGUCACCGCCGCAGCAGCAGUCACUGCUGCAGAGGGUAGCGCAACCACAGGAGCAAUCACAUCUUCGGUAACGACAACACCAGUGUCCGCCGAUGCAGCUGGGUAUACGUUUGAGGAGGGAAUCCCAUAUGGCGUUCUUUGCGGAAGAGGCAGCAACAGCAUCAGAAGCAGGAGUGACACAGGCCGCCGGCUUGCGGUGAGCUCGCCGCUUCAACAACGCAGGGAGUUGGGAAGCCGCCGUAGCAACAGGAGAGUCAGCAAAGCAAGCGGCAGUUCGCCACAGCGCUACAAACGCUUCUGUCCCGCUGGAGCCCCUGAGUCAGCUUUAGAAGUCGAAGAUGAUGCGAUUGGAAUGCUGAGUCUUGUUAACGGCGGCAGCAGAAGAAGCAACUCGAGGUACGGCCACAUGAUCCUGCGAUCACAGACAAGGCACGGCUGUCCGACGUGCAACAAAAGCAGCAGUAGCAGCAGCGAGAGUGGCCACACUAGCGGCCGCAGGCCACGAGAGUCGCGAGGCCUCCCCCUUGGCCCUGUCCACGAGGUCGAUAGUGACUCACACAGCGACGGCAGCGGAAGCCGCAGCAGCAGAUACUGCUACAGCAGCCAUGGCAGCAGUGACAGGGACGUGAUAGAGCUUGAUAGUGAUGAGGGUGACGAGAGCCACUGCACUGGCAGCUGCGUUGCUCCAGCAGUGGCAGUUGGGGUAGCAUCACCAACCGGUGUAGGGGGAUACACAGCUGCUGUGGAUGUCAUUCACUGGGGGAACAGCACCAGCAAUGGCAGCGCCGGCAGCAGCCACGGCAGCGACAGCGCAGGGAGCAACUGCAACUGCAGCAGCAGCUGCGGCUGCAACAUCAACGCCUGCGACCUUAACGGCUGCAACGACGACCGCAGCGACGGCAACGGCAACGGCAGCGGCAACAACAGCAACACCCGACCUCGACCUUUCGAGUGUUCUCUUCGCGAUUGUUCUUCUCCACGACGGCACCCACAGCGGUUUCUGUUUCCGCUUCGCGUAGCCCUUUUUGGCUCUGGAGCCCGAGAAGCAGCAGUUUCAGCUCGGCAUUGUGCGCCGCCAGGUAAUGAUUCCCGAGCAGAAGUAGCAGGCCCUGAUAUGGGAACAGACGUGGACGAAGAUUCUAGCGAAGACGAGCCAGAGCUGUGUGGCUUCAGUUUUCCGCGCUUUCCGGUGAUUGGGGGGCAUCGUAACCGGAAGCAGCACCAGCGUCAGCGCCAACUACAGCAGCAGAUGCAGCAGCAGGGACAUGAGCAACAGCAUCUACAGCAGCAGCAGCUUCGGCGACGGGGGCUGGUUUUUGUACGGACCGGAGCAGCCGCUCACUGGCGCGAACAAAACGGGGAUGGUCAAGGCGUCGCAGGACGCAGCCGUCGCAGCCGCCGCGCAGCGUCAGGUGCUUCGGCUGCUCGAGGCAGUUCGGUAUCAGAAGUGGUGACACAUGGAAGUGCAAGCAGUCCCGGUAACACAGAGGAAACGGAGACGUUCAUUCCUCCCCACAGCCAAACGGCAGCAUACGGAACGCGCACUGUUCCUCGAGGGAAUGCAGCUCCAGCUGCAACAUGUGCUGCUCAUGGAGGCCAAAUGAUAACAAUGGGAGCGCACCUUGCCCCUUGGAAUCCAACAGCAUCAGCUGGGGUACGUCCUGCUGGGGCUGUUCGGGGUAGCACCGCAUUGAGUGAGCUUGCCCCUCGAGAUAAUGCGGUAACAGGCGGAACGCGUGUUGUUCCUUCUCCGCUGCAAGCUGACGCAGCUUCAGUUGCAGCACGUGCAGCUCUGGCAGCUUUAGAACGGAGACCUCCCACGGCAGCCAUGAGGCCAACCUUGCCUGAACCGUUUGACGUGCAUCAAUAUUUCAUGAUGCCUCCAGGCAAUGCGCUGUCAGGCCUUCCACCCCACGUGCAGAUGAUGCGCCACCAGGGACAGAUGCAAGAGCAGCUAGCAGGCCAGCAGCUCGCAGAUCAGCAGCGUCGCCUAACAGCAGCACUGAGGCCUCCCCCGAGCCUGGUUGCAGGCGUUACUGCUGCUGCGGCGGCGGCCAACGAGGCGAUAUCCCGCCGGCAGACGAAUCUGAUGGCACUGCCUCGGCUGCAUCGGCAUCAACUUCGAGCCACCAUGGUGCAAGCAGAAGCAGCAGUUGCAGAGGUCAACAGUGCCAUCGAGAAUGUACUCCUCAUGCUCCAACGCCAUCAACAGCUGUUUGGCGAUCUUUCUACUUGGGGGCAGCCCCCGCAACGGGGAACCCCCGCCCACGUGCUGGAUCAGCUGCCUGCGCUCCCCUUUAAAUGCCGGCCUUCGGCCUCUCGCAUAGCAGGCGUUUCUUCCAGCAGCAACAGCACCAUCAGCGGCGGCAGUACCAGCAGGAGCGGCGGCAGCAGCAGAAGUGGGGGCAGCGACAGCAUCAGUGAAGGAACUCGAGAGAUUGGGGAUAAAGACAAGUGUGCAAUAUGUCUAGAGUUGUUCGUGGAGGGCCGGAUGGUUCGGUUCCUUCCCUGUCUGCACUUUUUCCACAUGAAUUGCGUAGACAUGUGGCUGGAGCAGAGCGACACGUGUCCUAUCUGCAAGUGGCCUGUGCACUGCACGGCCCUUUCUGAUACGCAAGCGCUGGCUGAGGAGAGGUCAUCUGCUACGUCGUCUUCUCGUGACAGUGUUGCUGCUGCCGGACGUGCUGCACAUGGCGGUGCUGCUGCACGUGCUCCUCGUGGUGCUGCUGCUCACGAAGCUAAGGAUUCGUCUAGUGAGGAGGAUUUUUUUAGUGAGGAUGACGCUUACGGCUCUGCUUACGCGCAGUAG
This is a messenger RNA of Eimeria mitis, 3600 nucleotides long. RefSeq lists its product as uncharacterized. The record is from RefSeq and is a predicted model, not a curated record. The transcript has a single exon. Lineage: Eukaryota; Apicomplexa; Conoidasida; Eucoccidiorida; Eimeriidae. The coding region runs from base 1 to 3600 and encodes 1199 amino acids.